Messenger RNA from Syzygium oleosum, 2760 nucleotides. Its product is annotated as pentatricopeptide repeat-containing protein At2g38420, mitochondrial. The record is from RefSeq and is a predicted model, not a curated record. NCBI's taxonomy places the organism in Eukaryota, Viridiplantae, Streptophyta, Magnoliopsida, Myrtales, Myrtaceae. The coding region runs from base 485 to 2008 and encodes 507 amino acids. The transcript has 2 exons. Gene Ontology annotation, molecular function: protein binding.
ACUAGAAACCCAAUCCUAUGGACACACUUUUCGUCCGAAGAACGAAUCCAGGAUAAGAACAACGCGGGGUGGUAUUGCUUCUGACGGAACCCAUGUUGAUGAAAGCAGUCGUCGUCCAUUCUUGAAGCUUUCCAUUCACAGGUUGAUAACAACGUUCGUUUUUAUGAGCAAUUUUUUUCCUGAACAGUUGUCAUGGUCUAAGUGACGCUUGAAAUGAACGUGCUUCGGUUGAUCUCUAUACAAUCUUGAAUUGUUGCAGAUAGAUUGACUGUUUUUGGUUUAUGAGCAAGAUUGUUUGACCCAUUAAGCAGUAAAUAAAGUACACAGUUCUUUGCUGGUGGUUAGCUAAUAGUUGCCUUCUUGUUGUUCGACGGAAUGCCUGAAUGAAAUAACAGGGGAGUUCCUGCCUUCAUGUUGGUAGAGCAGCUACAGUUUGGGAAUAUCUAAAGUCCUUGUUCCGUGGCCGUUCGCUUCUGAUUUCAAUAUGAGGAGGCUGUCCUCUCUGAAGGGUGCGAACCAAUUUUUGAGGAGGAACAGGAAGCGGCCAUUGUCUCCGUACAAAACCAAGUGGCACCAAACUUUCCGUGCAGAACAAGCCAUGCGAACUCUAAAAGACGCAGUCAAGACCACCAUAGAGCCAUUGCGCCACGGCGGUAAUCAACAUAUACUGCAAAAUCCUGCUGAACCCAAUCUUGUUACCACUCUGGUAGACUCCUUUAUUGCUUACAACUGUGAACCAACCCCAAAUGCUUACCACUUCGUCAUCCAGAGUCUAUGCGAAACCUUGCAGUUCCACCUGAUUCCACCAGUCCUCGAUCACAUUCGAAGCGUCGAGAAAUUUGAAACUCCCGAGUACAUUUUGAGCGAUCUUAUAGAGUUUUAUGGUGAUUGUAACAAAAUUGAAGAUGCUGUUGGUUUGUUUCUCGAUAUACCCAAGUUCAGGUGUGUCCCUUCUGUCUGCUCACUGAAUGCUCUACUGUCAGUACUUUGUUGUAGCAGAGAUCACUUGAAGAUGGUGCCUCAGAUUUUGCUGAAGAGUCAGCAGAUGAAUAUCAGGAUAGAUGAAUCGACUUUUAGAAUAUUGAUUGGUGCACUUUGUCAGUUGAGGAAGGUGAAUUAUGCUAUCGACAUAUUGAAUAGAAUGAUGAGUGAUGGAUUCACAGUUGAUGGGAGAAUCUGCUCGCUGAUACUAUCGUCAUUCUGUGGACAGAGGAACUUUUCUAGUGUUGAGGUUUUGGGCCUUUUGGAAGAAUUGAGGAAAAUGGGUUUUUCCCCUGGGCUAGUAGAUUAUGCAAAUGUGAUGAAGUAUUUGGUGAAGAAUAGAAGAGGUAAUGAUGCUUUGGAUGUCUUGAAUCAGAUGAAGGUUGGUGGGAUUAAACCUGAUACUGUUUGCUACACAAUGGUUUUAAGUGGGGUCAUUGCUGAGGAGGAUUAUGAGAAGGCAGAGGAGUUAUUUGAUGAAAUGCUUGUUCUGGGUUUGGUCCCUGAUGUGUAUACCUACAACGUGUAUAUAGAUGGUUUGUGUAAGCAGAAUAAACUUGAAGCAGCUGUUGAAAUGGUAGCUUGUAUGAAAGAACUUGGCUGCAGGCCUAAUGAUGCUACUUACAUCAUGAUAGUUGAGAGAUCUUGUAAAGUUGGGGAGCUGAAUAGGGCAAGGCAGCUUGUGAGAGAAAUAGGAGUGAAGAGUUUCGGGCUAAUGUUGCAAAUAUAUAUGCUUCUGCUCGAGGGAUUCAGUGGCAAUGGUAAAAUUACUGAAGCUUGUGAUUUAGUGGAUGAAUUGUUGGUUAAGAGUUCACAAUUUGAAUGUAUAACAGUUGAUGAGAUAUUAUGUAGUUUGUGCAAGAGAAGGUUGUUCUCAAAAGUGCCAGAUUUACUCGAGGUGAUUGUCAGGAAGGGUAUUAUUCCUGGAGCUAUGACUUGGGAAGCACUUAUUGAUGACUGCGGAUCUGAAAUCAAUUCGCUGGAGAGUAGUCUACUUGAGUUGGUAAAUUCUACACGAGAUAAAUGAAGUGCACUUGCUUUUGCUGAAUGGCGACCUUGUUGGAAACCUGGUACGUAGAAAAUUUGGAAUCCAUGAAGAAGCCAAGCUGUAGAUGAUAUGGCACCCUUUAGAUGAACGCCUAUUUGGCGGACAACGUGGCAGUGUGAAACUCUCUUUCCACCUACUGAGGAGAAUAUGUAUGUGGUUGCAGGAAACGGUAACAAGUUGUCAUCGAUCCUCGUUAGUAAUGAAAUUUAUAAGAUGAGUGAUCAGACUACUUCUGAACGGUCUCUACACUCUUCAUAAAGUCACUCCUCAGGUCACAGCGGUGAUGAAUACAAGGUUCAGAAUGUCAGGAAGGAAAAUUUACACCAGAUAUGUUCUCUAUAUGCCCGGAGUACUCUGCAAUGUGGUUUAUCUACAAUAUCAAGGUGAUGAUUUAAUCUUCAUAAGUUAUCUGAGGAUCAAAUCAAGGAUAUCUACUGCAUUUUGCGCUUUUACUAUUGAAAGGGCCUUUCUAAUUCAUACUUGAAAGUUGAAAGAUCAUUCACCUGAACUCUGUCAUUCCAUUGGGGUUUUGCUGGGUGCUUUCUUGGAUCGAUCUUUCUAAAUGUUGGGCACAUAAUUAAAUAAGUUAUGCUAGUUAUGAAACAUUGUGGCUUGUAUCAAUAAGUUUAUUCUUGAUGACUCUGAGUCUGACUACGACGGUCAGGCAUAACAGUGUAUCAUGUCUUGGAAUGUGAAUGCAAUGUUAGAGAUAUCGUUGACGUUUGUAUUAA